CUCAGUGAGUAAGAGCAAAGAGGGAGGAAAAUAUCAAGAACAAUAAUGGAUCAUAACAGGUUUAAUGUGCUUAUUAUGAUUUACCUUGCAACUCUUGGAACUAGGUAUUUAGUUAGGUGUGAAGUUUUCACGGAAUCUGAGCAAUCAGCCGUAGAUGAGAUGAUAAAGGAAUUAAUGAACUGCAAGCGAAUUCCAGGUCUGGGGUUGAGUAUAACCAAAGGGGAGAAGUCCCUGGCCAAAGGUUAUGGGGUGGCGGACGCGGAGGAAGGCACCCCUAUGACCGAAGACACAGUCUCGUGUAUCGGUUCUACGACUAAGGCGUUCACAAGUGCUCUGCUAGCUGCCCUCAUAACACGUGACAAGAGUCGGGGAGGAAGUUUAUCCUGGAUGACAACUUUACGGGAAAUAUUUGGUGAUGACUUUGGUUUGACUUCUGACCCCGUGAUAAGUUCACAGGUCACACUAGCAGACAUUUUGUCACAUCGCUCCGGUGUUGCCUCAGCUGACGCUUUGCUGAUGGCGCAGAUUUAUUCGGAGAGUAACAGAAAUUUACUUCUCAGACAAUUGCACCUUAUCCCAAAGAAAGGAGUUUUUCGUGGUCAGUUUAGUUACAAUAACUUAAUGUACAGUCUGGCGGGGCUGGCAGCCGAAGCGAUAGGGAAGAAGCCUUACUUUGAGUUACUGAAGGAGAUGAUACUGGAUCCUCUAGGAAUGGACUCAGCAGUGUUAGUGGACGAUCUAGAUUUUACCCUGAACACCACUAGUAAGCCACAUCAGAUCAUCAACAGAUCCGUCCAGAUGAGCGAUACAAAAUUCUACAGGUUAGGUUCCUUUUCCCCGGCAGGAGGGAUAUGUAUGUCACCGACAGAUUUCAACAAAUGGCUGUUUUUCCUAAAUAGCAAAGGAAAAACAAUGUCUAAGAAGACAAUCGUGGACAGCAUGGUUUUUCUCGACAUGGUUUUACCAAAACAGGCACUGGACAUUCUAACUCAGUAUGCUUUUGGUCUGUAUGAGACCUUCCCUGAGCCGUCCUACACCUCUUGGUAUGGAAUGGGUUGGUUUGGUCGCUUCUACAGAGCUAACGUGGAUUUCUUCCAUGGUGGAUCCAUGUUCUCCUACUCCACAGUGGUGGUAACAGACCCAAACAAACAGAUAGGGAUAGCAGUGACACAGAAUGGACUGUAUCCCGUGUCCCUAGAGAGGGACCUCUAUCCCCUCGCCUACUACCUGAAGGACAUCCUUCAAGGUCACACUCCAUGGCUAAACAAAUCCACCAUCUGCUCCUACCCUGAACCCUGGCGGCGCUCCUAUCCAAUCCAGCUACCAACACAGAAUGUAAAGGAGAAAUAUGUAGGAGAUUCAGAGGAAUUUGCGGGCACCUUUGGUCAUUCUUUAUUUGGGGAGGUUAAGGUUACAGAAAAAAAUGGGUCUUUGGAUUUACAAUGGGGGAAUAUAAUCAAAGGAACGCUUUACGAUUUUGUCAAGAAAAAAAUUAAUUUCAAACUGAGAUUGCGAGAUGAGACCUAUCAGGUCAUUGGGUAUGAAUUAGGCUCCAUUGAUGUUGUGUUCCAUGAGAAAUCCUCAGGUAAAUACAUGGAAGUGGAAAUUAAAUUCUCAAAAGUAAUGGAGACUUAUAAUUUUAGCCGACAGAUUUCUUUCUUUUCUCCUUCUACAUCCUCAUCAACAGUCAAACUGCAUUUCCACAAAACUGAAUUAUGUCUAUUGUGCACCCUUUUGCUCAUCCUUGUGAAUGUUUUUAACUCAUUAUGA
Messenger RNA from Saccostrea cuccullata (small rock oyster), 1770 nucleotides. RefSeq lists its product as uncharacterized. The transcript is spliced from 6 exons. The coding region runs from base 46 to 1770 and encodes 574 amino acids. NCBI's taxonomy places the organism in Eukaryota, Metazoa, Mollusca, Bivalvia, Ostreida, Ostreidae. The record is from RefSeq and is a predicted model, not a curated record.